Macrobrachium nipponense is the source of this 1248-nucleotide messenger RNA. Its product is annotated as protein dopey-1 homolog. The record is from RefSeq and is a predicted model, not a curated record. The transcript has 8 exons. Gene Ontology annotation, cellular component: trans-Golgi network; endosome. Gene Ontology annotation, biological process: Golgi to endosome transport. The coding region runs from base 127 to 1116 and encodes 329 amino acids. Lineage: Eukaryota; Metazoa; Arthropoda; Malacostraca; Decapoda; Palaemonidae.
AUACCAUAGAGACAUUUGUUUUUGCAGAGUCUUCCUCUGGAGGUGAGUGUACUGCAGGUGUUCUACGUGUAUGUUCAACAGUGCCCAAGUUCUCAGCUUGGAGAAUGCUGGGGACCGUUGCUUGUCAUGGUAAAAGAAGGUACCUUGACAUUAUCACCUCCAGCCCAGCUUGUUUUGUUAGCCACACUCAAUGAGUUUGUUCAACGAGCAGCUCCUCUACAAGAGAAAAAGGACAUAAAAGAGUUGCAGGAAGUAUCUGGUAAAUUACUGGAAUCCUGUAGUAACAUUGCUGGAUCCUGUCUUGAAGCCACUACAUGGUUGAGAAGGAAUUUGACUGUCAAAACUGAGUCAGCUGACAAAAAAGAUGGAGUUAAUGAUGCUGUUUCAUACAGUGUAGCAGCACUUAGUGUACUGGCAGAGUUACUGGCUCCCCUUCUGGAUGUCUUGUAUGUGAGUGAAGAGAAAGACAAAGUUGUUCCUCUCUUAACUAAUAUUAUGGCUCAUGUUGUACCUUACCUACGUAAUCACAAGCGAGGAAAUAUGGCAGCUUUUUCAGCAUGCUCACAGCUGCUGUCUUCCCUGUCUGGUUACCAGUACACUGUUAGAGCUUGGCGACGAGACGUGUUAGACCUUUUGCUGGAUCCUCAGGCUUUCAUGAUGCUUCCUCCCAUUUUGCCUUAUUGGCGAACAAUUGUGGAUUAUCUUUGCACACAUGAUAAAACUGUUUUCAAAGAAUUGCUAAGUCGGGUUUCUAUGUCCCAGGGUGGAUCAUUAAGCUUGUUUUCCAGCAAAGAAUCAGAGUAUGAAAUUCGGGCAGGAUUAUUGAAAAGAUUGUCUUUCACCAUAUUUUGCUCUGAAACUGAUCAGUACACUCGUUAUAUACCUGAAAUACAAGAGCGAUUGGCUGAGGUAACCCGAUUAGGGCAAGUUGUUCCUUCUUUAGUGGCUCAGGUACUCCUCUGUUUUCGAGUGUUGCUCCUACGAAUGUCACCACGAGGUGUGACAUCACUGUGGCCUGUUAUUAUCACUGAACUAGUCCAAGUAUUUCUUAUGAUGGAACAAGAAUGGCUACAGAUUCUGAACAAUUCAGCAAAAAGGGGGCAAGUUCACACCUGAAACGUCUUUCAACUUUGGAUUCUUCGUGGGUGUUCAGCUCUCAGAAUGGGUUGAAUGCACGGAAUCAUCCUGCUUGGCUAACUUUAUAUCUAGAAGCCUGUAAGCUUUUAGAUCUAAUGUUAGCUUUGCCUG